GACUUCCACGACUUGUUGAAUCUCGUCAUUGGCGAUGAUAAGGCUCAAGAAGAUAGCCGCAGUGGCAACACUUCUGGUGAAGCCGAGCUGACGUGCGGAUUGUUCGGUUUGGUAAUGACUCUUAGGCUUAUAGCUGAUAUGGAGCGAAAGGUGUGGGUUCAGUGCUGGCUUUGCAGUCUUAACAAAUUCCUCUGGCUUGCCCAAAAAGAAGAUAAAUUGGUUGAUGCUUUGAUUCAGAAUCGCUGA
Messenger RNA from Haemonchus placei, 246 nucleotides. The record is from the annotation of a GenBank genome assembly. Lineage: Eukaryota; Metazoa; Nematoda; Chromadorea; Rhabditida; Trichostrongylidae.